Molecule: messenger RNA, 1152 nt
Organism: Nanorana parkeri
Lineage: Eukaryota; Metazoa; Chordata; Amphibia; Anura; Dicroglossidae
Gene: HYI
Product: hydroxypyruvate isomerase (putative)
Exons: 10
Coding region: 1-1140 (379 amino acids)
Biological process (GO): glyoxylate metabolic process
Molecular function (GO): hydroxypyruvate isomerase activity
Source: RefSeq, a predicted model, not a curated record
AUGGAGGAUGCCGAGGGACAUACCACAGCCGAAGGGAAGGGCGGGAGAGCCGUGCUGAGUGGGUGCAAUGUCCAGACUCCUGCAGACUAUCCCUCCAGCCCCAGGUCCAUACCCAGGUCCAGAGCUUCCGUUAUGGGGCUGGAGGAAGUCAUCAAUGGACUACGCCAAGAGGACGAGUUCGGGAACACGUGCAGAAGUGCAAUGCAUGCUGGGACAGGUAGUCCCGAGGAGGGGGAUCCGCUCAGUGAAGAGGCUGCGAGUCCUCCACACGUGCGUAAUCACCCGCCACCCGCCAGGCCCGGCUGUGAACCUGAAGAUCUGAUCAUGUCCUAUUUAUUAUGUACGGUGUUUUACUCAGCUUCAUUCUUCUAUUUUCAGAGGAAAGCGGCAGCCUGUGUGUCACGAAUGCAACUAACAGGAAGUCUCUGUGUAGGGGACACGCAGGCCGGAGAGCUGGGACUCGGCGCCGUACCUGGAAGACAAGACGCGUUCCGCGCCGGGCUGGAGCGAGCCGUGAGAUUGGCCACCGACUUGGAAUGUCAGAGGAUUCAUAUCAUGGCAGGCCGGGCCCCGGGGGGGCGGGAUCGGGGGUCAGCGGAGAAGGAAAUGGAAGAGACUUUUGUUGAGAACCUCAGAUACGCGGCGGACAUGUUGGAUCAGGUCGGAAUGGUCGGGCUGAUUGAGCCGAUAAACUGUCGUCUUACGGAACCGCGCUACUUCCUGAACACGCCGCAGCAAGCGGCUGCGAUCUUACAGAAAGUGGGGAGAGAAAAUCUGAAGAUGCAGAUGAAACGUUUCUACUUCCUGCGCUCUCCGAUGGAUGGGAGGCGGAUCUGGCACAUGCCGGGUCUAUUAAGCUCAGCUCUUCGGGGGGCCGGGUUUUGCGGUUUGACCGCCACUAAUAGCGCUUCCUAUCGACCUUUGUCCUCAGGUCACGUCCAAAUCGCGCAGGUCCCCCAUCGGCACGAGCCGGACAGUCCCGGAGAGCUGAAUUUCCCGUACCUGUUCGACCUCCUGGAGGAGCUGGGCUACCAGGGAUACGUCGGAUGUGAAUACAAACCUUGCGGUGACACGUUAGCUGGACUGGGUUGGAUGGAGGAGUAUCAUAAAAGGCGGGAAGAGCGAGGCGAGCCCAACUGAAUCCUUGGAAUC